UUAGUCAAGCCCACACGACACGAUAUCCCCUUCUCCCCUGAGCUCUCACUCUGCUCCCGCUAAACCCAAAACCCUGGCCAACCUCGCCGCGAAUCCACUGAAACCGAGCUCGAUUCCCCUCCCAUGGAGCUGCAGCUCGCCCCGCUCGGCAUCCUCUCGCUGCAUCACCACCGCGCCGUCACCCGCCCCACCAAGGCCACGUCCACGGCCACCGCCAACAUAACAUCGGCAUGCUCGGCGGAAGCGCUCAAGCCACGGCCGCAGCUCCCGCCGCCGCUCCGCCGGCGGAGGGCGCGGGGCGUCCACCUCCCUUCCCUCUGCGCCGCCAUCGAGCGGCUGGUGGCCGAGGGGCGGCACCGCGAGGCCUGCGACGCGCUCAGGGAGGCCCGCGCGGGCGCCCCGUUCGCGGCGCUGCCGCCGGGCACCUACGACGCGCUGGUGACCGCCGCCUCCGCGCUGCGGGAGGCCGGGUCCGCGGCGGCGGUGCUGUGGCACAUGGAGAGCUCCGGGUUCCAGCCCGACCAGUACAUGUGGAACCGGGUGCUGGGGAUGUAUCUGGCGUGCGGGAUGCUGGCCGAGGCGCGCGAGGUGUUUGAGGGAAUGCCGGCUCGGAGCCGGGUCACCUGGGGCGUGAUGAUGGGCGGGCUGGUCGACGGUCGGCAGCCCCGCGGCGCCCUGGCACUCUUCGGUGAGCUGUGGGGGGAGAUGGGCGUGGGAGCAGGGCCGAGGGUGCUUGUGGUGGCCGUCCGUGCAGCCACAGCGCUUGGGUCGGUGCGCGCUGGGCAGGAGCUGCAUUGUUGCGUCGCGAAGAUGGGGGCGUGCGAGGACCAGUACUUGCCGUGUGCGCUCGUCGACAUGUACAGUAAGUGCGGGCGGCUUGAUGAGGCGAGGCGGGUGUUUGAUGGGAUGCCGUGGAGGAGUGUCGUGGCGUGGAACACGAUGCUGGCUGCGUAUUCGCUUCAUGGGUGUGCUGAGGAGGCAGUGGACUUGUACCACGACAUGUGCGAGUGUGGUGUUGUCUUUGAUCAGUUCACGUUCUCGACGAUGCUCGGGGUUUUCUCGAGGCUGGGUCUCCUGGAACAUGCAAAGCAAAUCCAUGCUAGCCUGAUUCAAAGUGGGUUACAUAUGGAUAUUGUUGGGAAUACGGCACUUGUUGAUCUGUAUUGCAAGUGGGGUCGGAUGGAAGAUGCAAGGCAUGUGUUUGAGAGGAUGCCUAGCAGGAACCUUAUCUCUUGGAAUGCUCUAAUAGCAGGGUAUGGCUACCAUGGCAUGGGGGCUCAUGCUAUUGAGAUGUUUGAGAGGCUCAUAGCUGAAGGGAUUGCUCCAAAUCACGUGACAUAUCUAGGAGUACUAAAUGCGUGUAGGUUUUCUGGAUUUAUCGACAAAGGGAAGAGGAUUUUCCAGUUGAUGGCUCAGAAUCCAAAAACGAAACCACGGGCAAUGCACUAUGCUUGUGUUAUUGAGCUUUUUGGUCAACAGGGGCUACUGGAUGAAGCCUAUUCAAUGAUAAGGAAAGCACCGUUCACCCCAACUGCCAACAUGUGGGGAGCGUUGCUCACUGCUUGUAGGAUCCACAAGAAUAUUCAGCUUGCUAGAUUAGCAGCCGAGCAGCUAUUGGCGAUGGAACCUCAGAAAGUUAACAAUUAUAUUGUGCUUCUCAACUUGUAUAUUAGCUCAGGCAGACAGGACGAGGCUUUGAAGGUAGUUAACACCUUGAACGGCGCGGGGUUAUGUAUGAGUAAUGCUUGUAGCUGGAUCACAGUCAAGAAAAAAGAUCACAGGUUUUUCUUUAAGGAUAGUCUCCACCCAAAAAGUUCAGAGAUCUACAGGAAGCUACAUACGUUAAUGGAGGCGUUGAAAGAACUUGGUUAUGUAGCUGAAGAGGAUGAAUUGCUCCCUGAUAUUCUUCCUGAUGAGCUAAAGACAUCGAAAGCUUACCAUAGUGAAAGACUUGCAGUUGCGUUUGGUAUUAUCAGCACAUCUCCAUCUACUCCCUUGACAAUCAACCAAAGCCAUCGGUUGUGUCGUGACUGCCACAAGGUAAUGAAAUUGGUUGCACAAGUUACCAAGAGAGAGAUUGUUUUAAGAGAUGGUAGCAGGUUUCACCACUUCAAACUUGGGACAUGCUCUUGCGGUGACUACUGGUAACUAGCUGAUGAUUCCAGAGGUUAUAUGAAGCAUCUCAACUGGAAAAGCUUCAUUAGUGAGGAUGCAAGGCUUGGUAAGUUCAUAGAUUUUUAGUUUUUUUUUAGUUUGAUUCUCAUUGAUAUGCAUGUUUACCUUGCCUUCCUUUUUAUUUUACUGCUGUCAAAAGUCGAUACUUGUUUGCAGGUCUUGGUGAGUAGCUUCUUAUAUACUCUUAUCAUUCUGUGAAAAGCUGACCUUUAUGACGUGCUAGGAAGAAAAAUGUUUUCUUUUGAGCAAAAUCAGGUCGGCACCUUUCCCUGUGUUUCCACUAGCUUUGCAAACCUUGUGUAAAAGAAGAAUCUGCAAAAGUAGGCUGGAUAUUAGAAUAUGUGAUGGGGUUGGCUUUCAUACUGGAGAUACCAAUAUUUACUUGUGUCCAGCAAGGAAGGAAUAAAGCUCAGAUGUAACAAAGGAUCCAAGGAA
Brachypodium distachyon (stiff brome) is the source of this 2610-nucleotide messenger RNA. Its product is annotated as pentatricopeptide repeat-containing protein At5g50390, chloroplastic. Gene Ontology annotation, biological process: RNA modification. Gene Ontology annotation, molecular function: RNA binding; zinc ion binding; protein binding. Lineage: Eukaryota; Viridiplantae; Streptophyta; Magnoliopsida; Poales; Poaceae. Bases 124 to 2148 code for a protein of 674 amino acids. The record is from RefSeq and is a predicted model, not a curated record. The transcript is spliced from 2 exons.